AUGCUUACUCAACCGGCCAACGUCAUCCUUUUCAUGGUCGCCUUCCUCUUUUCAACGACUGCACUACCCGGUCGCAGCUACAAACCUUCCCGAUUUCGGCCCUAUAACGAGCCGUUCGUGGUCCAUUCCGUCUCCAAAUUCCAAGACGAGUAUGCUGAUCGUCUGGUCCUCGUCCUCCAAGCCUACUUCCAUCAGCAAUAUGCAAAAAUCAAGCUGCUUGACCGAGAUCCGAUCAGCCUACAAGAUUUGAAACAGGACCUUCGAGGCGAUCGUAACCCAAAACGCUUCAUCCACUUAGGCCAAGUGGUCCCACACAGAGCUAAUAUGGUGGUUGCAACGUAUCUGAACCGUCCACCCAACUCGGACGGUUCUCGGAAAUUCGUACUCUUGUCAAUUCUUCGACCUCAAUCUUCUGAUGCCCCACACGUCUUCAUACACGGUUAUGCCGAUGUAGCGGGUCUCGAAGACAUUGAAGAUCAACUUCGGAACACCGUGAACUCUGCCUCGGAUGAUCCGCAGUUCGGACAUGUUCUCUCGAUCGAAGGGGUUUUUGAGACGUUGUCACGAAUGUAA
Molecule: messenger RNA, 573 nt
Organism: Ustilago hordei
Lineage: Eukaryota; Fungi; Basidiomycota; Ustilaginomycetes; Ustilaginales; Ustilaginaceae
Exons: 1
Coding region: 1-573 (190 amino acids)
Source: RefSeq, a predicted model, not a curated record